Molecule: messenger RNA, 624 nt
Organism: Seriola dumerili (greater amberjack)
Lineage: Eukaryota; Metazoa; Chordata; Actinopteri; Carangiformes; Carangidae
Gene: dnph1
Product: 2'-deoxynucleoside 5'-phosphate N-hydrolase 1
Exons: 4
Coding region: 106-543 (145 amino acids)
Biological process (GO): deoxyribonucleoside monophosphate catabolic process
Cellular component (GO): nucleus
Molecular function (GO): 5-hydroxymethyl-dUMP N-hydrolase activity
Source: RefSeq, a predicted model, not a curated record
UAACCACGUCACGUCAGGUCACCACGCAGAGGCUCAUUUGCAAACAGCGCGGGAAGCGGCAGCAGGAGGACGCAGGCAGAACCGGUGGAGCAGGUCGUGAAGAGGAUGAAGGUUUAUUUCUGCGGGAGUAUCCGCGGCGGGAGAGAUGACGUGGCGCUGUACCGGAGGAUCGUGGAGAAGCUGCAGAGCUACGGGACCGUGCUAACCGAGCACGUGAGCAGCACAGAGCUCAGCGACAGAGGUGAGGACGCCUCAGCAGCCGGAGACAAGUUUAUUCAUGACCGAGACGUGGACUGGCUCCGACAGUCUGACGUGGUGGUGGCAGAGGUCACGCAGCCGUCUCUGGGUGUUGGUUAUGAACUCGGCCGAGUCGUUGACAUGAAGAAAAAAACCUUGUGCAUGUUCAGGCCGUUGUCAGGACGCGUUCUGUCGGCAAUGAUUCGGGGAGCAGAUGACGGCGAGCGGUUCGUGGUGAGAGAUUACAGCGAGGACGAGGUGGAGAACGUUCUGGAAGAGUUCUUCAACACACUAAAGAGAUCCUAAAGAUGCUGGAGAACAUAAAACCUCUGUAAAUGAAGUCAGACUGAGACUAUGUUCAUGACUGAACGACUCAAUAAAGUUGAC